This is a messenger RNA of Aspergillus clavatus NRRL 1, 2079 nucleotides long. RefSeq lists its product as uncharacterized. The coding region runs from base 1 to 2079 and encodes 692 amino acids. Lineage: Eukaryota; Fungi; Ascomycota; Eurotiomycetes; Eurotiales; Aspergillaceae. The transcript has a single exon. The record is from RefSeq and is a predicted model, not a curated record.
AUGGCUGAAGAAACGCAAGUGCUUUCUAUUCAGCAACGGAUCGCCGCCCUAAAACAGGCCCAAGCUGGCGAAAGCGUUGAUGGCUCCGGAUCGGCAAUUGUAGGCUCUCACCCAACACCAUUCACAUCACGACCUGCCUCGUUCCGAGCCAGCACCAUCAAUAACCCACCAACGAACGGUUAUGGGUCUGUGGUUGAACGUUCUACCAUUGGGAAUGAGCCAGCAGGGGCGCCAACGCCGGUUCCUCGAUCACAGUCAUUCGGCCAGAAACCGAAGGCACCUCCGCCACUGCCCACACGAAAAGCUUCAUACCAGCAACUCGCGCCUGCGUUGCCUCCUCGAAGGCCUUCCGUGAACUCAAUUGAUUCCGCUGCGUCGGAUACUUCACGUUCCACCAUAUCCACGAGUACCGUGAGAACGACAGAGACGUGUACUUCAAAUGGUACUGGAAACGGCCGCACGGUGCGUGCCCCUCGCUACGAUGAAGCAAAACUACCUCCGCUUCCUCCAAAAAGGGGGGAUGCUAAGGGUCCUAAGACGCCACAGCGACCGAAGUCGGCAACAAUGAAGAGCGGAGACAGCUUGCCGCCACCGCUGCCAUCAAUAAGGGAACCGCCGUCUCUGCCCUCUUCUCGGCCUGCAUUGCCUAUUCGUCGAGCCGUAAGCAAUAUUUCCCUGAGAAGUACAGAGAGCAUGCCCCGACUUCCUCCUCGGCUACCGUCGAGAGACGGCCAGGAUCGGUCGCCUGGUGCAGACACUGAAGUUAAACCGGCAAGAAAGCUCCCACCACCUCUCCCAUCGGGCGCUGCUUUGGGGAAAUUACAGCAGUCGGGUUUUGGAGAUAUGAAUAAAAAGGCGCAUUCGACGGAGGUGCCGAACGGUGCGCCGCCCCCAGUGCCUGUCGCCUCAAAGCCAGAUCUGUCCAAACUCAUGGCGACGAAACCCAGAAUGUCUAAUGGAAAUUUCUCGGUUCCAAGUACGACUGGGUGUCUGAAAUGUCGAGACUUUUCGGGCCCGGACGCCCACGCUGCCAAAUUUCCGCGCGAAACCUUACCGACCCAUGAUCUAGUCUGGCUGGCCAGAGAGCUCACAACACCAUUCCCUUCAGCGACAGACAAAGCCAGGGCUUUGUUCACCUGGUGUCAUCAUAAUAUUUGCUACAAUGUCGAAGCCUUCUUCAACAACUGUGUCAGGCCGUCGACACCCGCUAGUACCCUUGCCACCGGAUUGGCAGUUUGCGAAGGGUACGCAGCGAUUUUCGCGGCUCUUGCAACUCAUGCUGGGCUGGAAGCACUCGUUAUCUCAGGUCACGGUAAAGGCUAUGGCUAUGAGCCGCUGGCGCCUGGAGCUAGCGUGCCCCCAUACAAUGCUGGUCAUGCUUGGAAUGCAGUGCGGAUUGACAACGGUCAAUGGAAAUUGAUCGAUGCCUGUUGGGGUGCCGGGGUGGUUCAGGGGCCAGGACAACCAUACCAGAAGCUCUUUAACCCAUCAUUGUUUACCAUGACGAACGAUGAGUUUGGCCUCAAGCAUUUCCCUGGUACUCGCGAUCACUUCUUCCGCGACAAUGGCCGGCCGGGACCAAGUUGGGAGGAAUAUAUCUUGAGCGAUCCCCAAAUUCCAUUCGGUGUUGAGCAGCCGAAGACCUGGGGCGAUAUACAGAAACACUAUAUCGGCGAGCGGACAUUCUUGCCAGCCGCCAAGCGGAUCUCGCCCUACCAGCAGGUUCCGGUUCGCUUCCAGUUCAGUCUCAUCUGCGAGCACUUUUCGUUAGAGUGGCACGCCAAAAUCCAGCCUAGCGUGUUUCUGCUAAUAAUACACGGUGUAGACGGCCGGAAAGACGAAUACAUCGCCUUUGAUCACGUCCGGGGGACAGAGCCCGGCGGCGGUGGAGAUCUUUGGUACCUUGACGUUCAAGAUCCAAGGACUCUCGGCGCACCCGGCCAGAAACUGUUAAUUGCCGUGCUCACCAAGUUUGAGGGUCGUGAAGAUGCACGGGGUGUUACGGUGCAGGAAUAUCGACAAAAGGCUGGUCGCGUGGCCAUGAGUUUCGCCUACAUAGCAGAAUGGGAGUUGGUAUGA